Molecule: messenger RNA, 8333 nt
Organism: Anopheles merus
Lineage: Eukaryota; Metazoa; Arthropoda; Insecta; Diptera; Culicidae
Exons: 8
Coding region: 1657-4788 (1043 amino acids)
Source: RefSeq, a predicted model, not a curated record
UGCAACUAGUGCAGCCCCGUGCUGGCUGCACCGACUGGUUCGUGCAGGUCGUGCCUGCUGUUGGGCGUGUUGUGCUGUGUCUCUGUGUAACUGUGUAUGUGUUUGCGAGAGCAUCGCUUGCUGCGUUGCUGUGGUGUGUUCGUACAUCAAUUUUCAAACCACACGUCGGUAUCGUGUAUCUCACGGCUCAGAUUGCACGGCCGCCGGUUUAAAUGAUACUCACUCCCGAAUGCGCCAACCUCCUGGGCACCCAUACAAGCUUCCCCUUUCAUCAUACCAUUUUUGAGCCCGCGUUAACGUGCUUUUCUGUGUGUGUGAGUGUGGUUGAAUGCAUCAGGAGCAAACAAAAAAAGUGUGUAUGUGUGUGUGUGUAUAAAAUCCGCUAGCGUGGAGGAGCUUCCCUUGCGGAUCCUUCCCACAGCCGGUUCCGGUUCCGCUACCGUUGCGACAAUGUGACUGUGAAGUGGUGGUGGAAGAAAACGUCGUGCAAAAAUGAAACGAAGAAAAAAAUGCAAACAACCCCAACGCUGCCCGAGCAGGAAGUGACGGUGCCGUAGUGGUAAAGUUGUGUGCACCCUAUCAUCCACUAACAGUGUCUACUACUGCCACUACUUCUGCCGUGGCGGCUGCUGCUGCUGCUGCUACUGCAUCUAACGAUAAGUGGAACCUACCAUGAGCGUCAAAAUCGUUGCAUGCGUUAAAGUUUUGCAUAGAGCUGGACGUAAAGCUGAGGGACGCGUGCACGACUUUAUGCCCUUCAAUGUUGUGCAAGUAUGUAGAGGUAGAAGCAAAAAAAAAAGAGGAACGAGCACAUUCUGGCAAAGGUGGAAUUUAUUUGGGUACGUGUAAGAAGUGGUUUACUUUUUGGGGUGUAAGUUUGCUUAACGAAAACCUCCGGUGCAAAUGGUGAAAGUAUGCACCGAAUGUAGAAAUGUGUUCCCAGACAGUCGACCAGUACGGAACGUACUGCUUAUCACUGAUUUGCGGCAGGAAAAAGUAAAGCAAGAAGUGUAUGUGUGUGUUUUUGUGAAGUUAAAGGUACGAACAAACUGAUAAGACUCCCGCAAAGCACGAACGAUCAUGGGAGCGCUUGUGUGAAGCAAUCCAAAAAUGCACUACAGUUUUAUCAAGCUUAAAGCAAAGUCUUUUAAAAGACCUUACCAAUAUCAGUGAAGAGUUUGUGUUGCGCUGUGAAAAUCCAAACCCAUCAGCUCCGUCGAUCACCGUGCUGUUGCCUCACACCUUUCAAGUGACACACUCGAGACAACUGCUGCUGAUGGGAGUCGUUCUUCACUGCAAAGAAACAACUCCGCAGGCAAGUGUGAGCCAUCGGCAAUGAGGAACAUCUAGAUAAAAUCCCUUUGCCGGUAAAUUAGUCACGUUCGUCCCGUGCGCUCGCACCCGCUUGCUCUCUCUCUCUCUCUCUCUGUAUCCCACGCGCGAUCCUCUCUCGCUUGCUAAGAUGAGAUACAGUGCAGCUACGAAUGCGUUUCUUGCGUUUCAGAAGGAUCUGCUGCGGGGUACGGGUGCCCAUUAUUAGCACGCCUUUAGCCGCACGUCGCCCGUGCACGCCAUAGAUCGUAGUAUUAGAGCCCACUCGGUUUCGGUGGGUGUUAGCUGAUUCGCCGGAGAGAGUUAACAAUUUGGCCCCAGACGAUGGGCGAUGAUGUCAUAUGCAUCGACUCGGACGAGGAUGAGGAAGCGGAUGAGGUACCGGUUAGGACUAGGGAACCGAUCGGAAACCGUGCGCAUCGGUUUGCGGGUGCACGUGGUCGCACCGGCGGAAGACAUCGAUGGCAGCGACGCAAAGCGCAAAGAGGAAGAAAAAAUGACUUCACUGCUUCGAGCACCAGCAACGGCAAAAACAGCAACGACACACCGCUGGGAAAGCUACUGUAUGGACUGCGGUGGCUCAGCUCCGAGAUGUACUUCGGUGAAUGGGCGGGAAAAUCGGGCCCAGAUUUUCCCUUCCACGUGGUGGCGCAGCGCGUUCGAUCACUCGUGGCAGAGUUUCAACGGUUCGCUGCCAUGGGACUGCUUACGAUGCCGGAACGCACCGAAGGAUGGCGACAAGUGGUGAGAUUUUUAGUGCUUCUUCGCACGGUGGGGCUCACCGAAGUGGCACCCAAUGAGGAUGUUGAUCAAGGUUGCCACCAUCGAGGGAACGAUAAUCAGCAGUCAAUUGAUGGUGUGGGUCGAUCGCGAACCAACCACAAAUCGAAGCCCGGCGUUCAGCAAUCGGACCGCUUUGCUGCCUGUGAUGGUGAAAAAGCGCGACAAACCCGUCGCUACCAGCUGACAGUGAUCGAUAUACUGGCGGACUACAUCCGGUUCCGGUGUGAAUCGGUGACCGGCCUGCAUCCGCCCGUCCAGCCGGCCACGCUGCUGCGGGAGUGUAACCGGAUCGUGGGCAGCAUGUUCGUAAUCUUCGACGGUAGCAUGGAGCUGAUGGCGCUGACCCUACUGCGCCUGCCGCCGGACCGUCAGCACACACUGCUGCUCUAUCCCGUGUUUGAGAACGUUCUUACUCAGGCCGGCACAGCCCCGGCCGACUACGACACCAUACCUGGGUACGUCCGGAUGCUGCUUUGCUACAAGCGCUGGAAGUCACUCGUGCACGGACGGGACGAAAAAGCUGCCAUCGAUGCACACGCCAUCCGGCUGCUGCCCGGACGCUGUCCAACGGUUCGGCACACCUCCGACCUAUGCUUCCUGCGCCUGCUGCCACCUGUACCGCCCGGUCAGCGGGGGGCCGAAACGCGCUAUCUGCUGGUCAACGAUCUGUUCAAUUUGGAGCACUGCAUUGCACAGUUCCGACAUCAUCAUCGUCGCACAUCGGUGGGCGGACACACGGGCAGUCGGGACGAAUCAACCGCAAAGCAGCAACGCGACAACGGCUCCAAUCGUCAGCGGCAUCUGCAGCAAUCGAUGGAAAUCAGAAGCAAUUACAUCAAUGUGCCGCUGCUGGCCGAGCUGAUCGAACGGAAGGGUCAGCUAUGGGCUCGAGCCGACGCGGCAUGGCUGCAGCAGGAAGCACACUCCAUCAUCGAGAGCUUGCGAUUGAUAUUUCGCAACCGGGCAGAAUUCAUCCAACUGACGCUGCUUCGUGUGAAAUGCAAUCCGGCCGCCGGACCCUCCCUGCUUGGCCCCGUGUUCAAAGCAUUUCUCGGCACAACAGCAGCAAUGGCGACCGGCACAUCAGCAACGACCUCCACCGGCCUGACCAUUUAUCGAUCAAACGAUGUGGAAACGUACGGUCGGCUGCUGCUUUGCUAUGCCAAGUGGAAGUCACUGUACUGGCGGGAGGAGGGAGCGACCGUCGGCGAGCCCACCGAGUGGGCCGACAUCGAUGCAGUCGCCCUGACGCAACUGCCGUACGAUUUUCCACGUGCCAUUUGCCCGCGAGAUGCACUGCUGCGACGCAUCUUUCCCAGUGGGGCAAAGUGCAACAAUGCCGCCAACAACGGUGCAGGUGUGGCGCCAGCCGAUGCCAGCAAACGAAACAAUGCUACGACCCGCACUCUCCUUCGAACACUUCCGAAGCGGUCUGAUCUGCAGGAGCUAUGCUUGAAAUUCGCACAGGCGUACCGUUGCGACUCGGAUGCAUCGUUACCCGUGGAGGAAGCCUCUGUCCAAGAGCGGCAAGCAACGCACACACCAACAACAAGUUCAACCGCAUACAAAUCACCGUUCAGCAGCACGGAACGGUCACUUCGUCGGCACUUGAGUGCGGACGAUAUAUCCGGUCAGCCUACCGGCCAAGCGGAUCCGUGCCCGGCUGAAUAUCGAUCGGAAAUGAAACCGAUUACUAUUCCAGACAGCGACGAUGCAGACGAAACGUCCACUGGCGGCAAUACCAGCUCGCCGGUUAAAGAAAUCGAGCACAAUAUAGCGGCACAAAUUUUACUGCCUUCGCUACGGUCCGCCGCAUGCACCGAUACGUACACCGCAACUGGAAUGGACCGACACUCGCCCAGCAUAGCGCCGCCAGAUCAGUUCGUUACGGAUGCUGCAACACCCCCGCUGACAGUAUGGCCAACGUUUGGGGAAUGUUUCCUCAAUACGCCUCCAGCGACACCACAACACGAACUGCCCCCGGAAGCGGGAGAUGAGGAGCAGCAGCAGCAGCAACUCCACCAUCAUCGUCGAAGUGCGGCAGUCAAAAAGUCGUUUCCAAGUCCGAGCUGGACCCGACUAAAGGGAACAAUCCGAUCGGUAGGUCGCCGGAAGAAGCGUACAACUGUGACAGGCAUCGUCAAACGUGCCCUGGUGAAGGUUUUCGCUCACGAUGGAUGGUGGAAUUUUGCCGACAUUCUAGCGGUAAAGAUUCGCAGCCCAAUCGGGAUCAUCCAACAGUGCUCAUCAAUAAUGAACAUCAUUGGUACGGGGGAAGAUGCUGUGAGAAACGUGGUCACAAAUGACCGUGUGGAGGUUUUGUCGGCUGAUGCUGCUGAGCCCUCGAGACUGGAGGUCGCGAGCCGACGAUCGUCCAGCAAGGGGGACGAUCGUUCGAAGGACGAUGCCUUGCUAUGCGAACUUAUCGAUUGUCUCGGUGCAGUUGAUACAAUGCCUUUCGAGUCAAAACAGGGUUACGUUGAUUUUGCCAUACUGCCCGACAAUCUGGGACACGGUGCAGAACGCAGCCAGUGCGACGUGAUGGACGACCAGGCGUCUCCAUCGAGUUGCGGUUCGGGCUGCGGUGCCAUGUCCCCGCUCUUCGCUGCUGAUAGUGAUAAAUAUGUAUUGUUGUUCACAGAGCUAGGGCCCGUUUCCUGGCCAAUUGUAUAGCGUCCUAUCCCCACAAACUAGGAUAGGAUAAUAACGAUUUGAAUGCAUCGUUGCGAUACGCAGCCAUUGUUAUAUUGUAAGCGGCUGGGCGUCUCCAUCGCGGAGAGGUUCGCGCUCCUUGCCACCCUUCUCCACUACCCACGGAUCGAUAGGUGCUUCCCGGCCGUGACCUACAAACCCCAAGGCGGGCUGAACCUUCGAUCCAAUCAAAGCUCAUCGACUUUCAAGGGCUGUUUGUGUCAAUUUCGUCUUUUCAAUGCCCACUGACCUCAACCGGUCGGUAAUGUACAGAUGCACGGAAAGCUGUGACACAUCCGUCGAAGCAAUUUAGAUAAGAAAACGCGGUACGAACGAUGGCCUGCCCAAGGUGCGUGUGUAUGUGCCAGAGUGUACCAAGUUCGCCAGAUUGUAGAUGUUAAGAAUGUUGCAAAUGAAGAGCUAAUACUCAUGUUCAAAUGUCCUUUCUUCACGCUUUUUUCAAUUAUCUUCAAUGUUGUGUCCUGUAUGUGUUUUUAUGAGCGGCCUACUUACGAUACGCCUCGAUGUGUUUCAAUGUUUGUGAACCAAUUAACUCCUUUUCAUGCCUUAGCUUAGUGUCACUUUACACUUUAAAUAUACAAAUAUAAAUUCAAUUGGAGAAGAGAAACAUUUCACAUAACUGAAUAUAAUUAAUCUUAGUGUAUAACGUGUCUUACUUGAAUUCAGUAUACAUUAAAAACUCAUGCCUGUUGUGUUUAUACUUAAGAACCAACCGAACACAUUCAUAUGGUUUCGUAUGUACUGUGUUUCAAUGUGCUCUUAAGACAAGCUAUGAUCAUUUUGUGUCGCAUUAAUGUUAAUGGAAAAUGGUUAGUUAAAUGUUGAACAUAGUUCCCGAUAACCAGUUUUUAUUCAUUUUUGAGAAAAUUCACAUUUGCCUUCCGGUGCUAUUUAUUUUAUUAAAUAUUGCAUUACAUUGCAAUUGUCAUUGCAUGCACAUAAAGAAGAAUUGAAUAAUGAUUAUAGAACAUUUUAUUUAUAUUGUAUUAUCAUUUCAUUUUUUCCUCAUAAUUUUAUUUUUAAGUUUAGACUUAGAGUAGGAUAAUCAAACAUUAAAUAGUAUUUGGGACGAUUCGAACGAUUAUGAGAAAUAUCUACAAUGCAUGCUGCCUAACAGGUUGGCUGAUAAGUCCCCGGUCAAACAAAGAAAAAUACAUUUUUUUGUCAAAAUUCGUUUUUAUUAUUCAACAUAGUUCCCUUCAAGAGCGAUACAACGAUUAUAACGACCUUCCAAUUUGUUGAUACCAUUUUGGUAAUACUCCUUCGAUUUUGCCUCAAAAUAGGCCUCAGUUUCGGCGACCACCUCUUCAUUGCAGCCAAUUUUUUUCCCUGCGAGCAUCCUUUUGAGGUCUGAAAACCAACAAGAAAAAGUCGCUGGGGGCCAGAUCUGGAGAAAUCUGGUGGGUGGGGAAGCAAUUCGAAGCCCAAUUCAUGAAUUUUUGCCAUCGUUCUCAAUGACUUGUGGCACGGUGCGUUGUCUUGGUGGAACAACACUUUUUUCUUCUUCAUAUGGGGCCUUGACAAAAGUUGCUUGACAAAAGACGCUCUGUCUCACAAAUUAAUUGACAUACAGACGUCAAAUUUUGACACCAAUCAUUUGAAGGUUGGUACUAUAUAAAAAUAAUAUGCAUUUAAUACUAGCGGCGCCAUCUAUGUGUCAGACCGGGGACUUAUCAGCCAACCUGUUAGUAACAGGCAAAUUCAUUAUCCUAGAACUGCUCAUUAGAGUCACUUUUGUUUUAUUCCCAAUAAUCAAUUUCCUUUUUUGGUUAUUAUUUUUUUAUUGAUGAUUCGUACGAUGGAAAAUUUAGUAGAUUUUUAUAAUUGCAAUGAAAAGAUUUAUCGUGAAAAUUAUGUACAUAUAUCAGUAAGCAAGUAUUGUUCUCGGGUCCAAUAUAUUAAUGCCUUUAAAAACGCAUCAGUAGCUACGCGAAUAUAAACAAAUUAAAAAUUUUAUUUAUUUAUUUAUUUUUUCCUUUCUUAUUUUUAGUAAUUCAUUCUGGAUCUCACUACCUUUCAGAAUGGCUAGUUUCAUCCUAGUAAUAUGAAAUAUAUUUCUAAACUUCUGGAGUCGCAUUAAUGCAACACGUUUGUUAUCUUCUCACGUUAUGUUCAAAUUAGAAAUAGUACAUAGUUAGGACAGAUCGUCAUCAAAUCUUUAGUCUUAAGAUCUCAAUCAACCACCAUAAAAGAGCAUAUGUACUCUAGAAGACCACCAUCAUCACCAAUCAUGCCUUUGAGUCGUCACCUCCUAACUAUCAGCAUCAUCAUGACACCCGGUUGUUUCCUGUGUGCAAUGGGCAGGAAGAAAGUUUGCGGUGUACUGGAUGCACUACUUUUGCUGACUUUUCAACACAUUCCUAACCUCAGGCACACAGGAGGAGCCCGUUGGUGGUUGCAUAACGAAUUUAUCGGUUUCAGCGUGUUUUACGAGUUUCGGUUUCAAUGGCCAUUGUUGCCCACAGACAGCGAAACUGCUAGCUGGAAGCCAAAGCACUGUAUCAGUACAAUUGAGGGAAGAGAACCGAAGGCAAGAGAGGUUCAGCAGCAGGUCAGCGAGACGAGCGCUAUCACUCUAGCCAACCGGACAUCGCUGACCGGACGGCCGGUCUUUACUUACUUCGACUCAACCGCACUACAAAUGAGAAAGAAAGAAAGAAAGAAAACACACUUUCACUCACACCCACAAAGUAAACAAGCAAACAAAAAGUGGCAAAGAAAACGAUAAGAAAUAUUGAAUGCAAAACGAGUGAUUGGGGGUGAUGGGAGAAGAGAACAGGAAGUACAGGUGAAAUAAUAUCUAAGGCAUACAUUCUUAAACAAGGUGAAACCUACUAGGAGGGAGGUUAUUGUAACAAGACUUGACAGUAGGCAAUAGCAAAAACGAUGAGAAACGAAAGCGCACAGCGCACACACUACCGUACCAAAGGUACACCCGGUGCAUCGUUGUGCCCUCCCGGUAUGAUUUCAUAUAGCAAUAGUAAAUGACAGUUCCUGUGGCUAACAAACGUAUGCCGAUUAAUGCAAACACACCCGACAGGCUUUGCUAGCAAACUAUAGACAGUCCGUUCGUAUAGCGCAAACCACAAACCAUAGCACAAACACAGCAACCAACCUAACCCCUACAAUCAACCAACCACUACUCUUCUACCAGCAAUCAACACCGUGCAUAACCACGAGCCAAAGUCGGAGCAGAAGCUAAGAAACGGCUAGCUAGUAGAAUAAGAAUUAUUGUACAUACUAUGAAGUGAAGCACUCCUACGGUCCCUUCCCGUCUCCUUUUCGAUGGUUUCACCACUAUAGCUAACAGUGACACUGAGAUUGUGCGUAGUGUAAGUAUAUUUGCCGACCCCCGCCCCUGGUACGUGGUAUCACUGUUGUGGGGGCAAAAACAGAAUUUCUGUACUUUUUUUCCUGCUAUCAAUCACUAACUGGUGCAUAGUAAUGCCAUAAUUCUAACGACCCGAUAACCAAAUAAAAGCGUAUUUGCGUACAUAUUCAUAUUU